Molecule: messenger RNA, 2827 nt
Organism: Dryobates pubescens (Downy woodpecker)
Lineage: Eukaryota; Metazoa; Chordata; Aves; Piciformes; Picidae
Gene: ESRP2
Product: epithelial splicing regulatory protein 2
Exons: 16
Coding region: 133-2319 (728 amino acids)
Biological process (GO): regulation of RNA splicing
Cellular component (GO): nucleoplasm; ribonucleoprotein complex
Molecular function (GO): mRNA binding
Source: RefSeq, a predicted model, not a curated record
AAAAAGCCCAGACUCAGGCUGGGCUUCUGCCAUGAUGUCAGAGGGAAAGGAACCCACAGCUUGCUAAUUUCACCUCCCAAUCAGCCAUAGGAAGAAGGAGAUCACCGGGAACAGUUGUUUCCCCCUGUGGUCAUGACGGCUUCGCACAGUGACUCUUUGGUGGUGUUGUUUGGGGCAACAGCUGGUGCAUAUGGGGCUAAACUGGGUUCGGAUGAGAGGGAACUAAUUCUCUUGGUGUGGCAAGUUGUGGAUCUACACAGCAAGAAGGUAGGGACACUACACAAAUCCCUGGUGAAAGCAGACAACUUGGACUUAAGUGAGCAGUGUCGCGAAGUGAGUGGCUUGACACCAGAGGGACUGGGCAAAGCUGAACCACUGGAUCGGGUUCUUCAACAGUUUAGUCAGCUGGUAUCCAGUGAUUUGAAAGUACUUGGAAGGAGCUCUUACACACUCUGCAGUGAUGGGCAGUUACUCAUUCGACAAGUCCUCCACCCAGAGGCAUCUAAGAAGAACUUUCUGCUGUCGGACUGUUUCUAUUCCUUUUAUGAUCUGCGCAAAGAAUUUCACACUUGUUACCCUAGUUCAGCCUCCGUGAAAGAUCAGACUAUCAAGACCAUGGCAGAAUAUCUAGGCUUAGCUACAGAUGAAACAGAGGAGGACUUUGGUGUGUGGCAAGUGAAAACCAUGGUGGCUAUCAUUUUCAGCAUGCUCUCUGAAGGUUGUAAUCACGUAUUUACUGAGCCUGAAACUGUGAAAUACAAGUAUGAAACAGGUCCUUGUAGCAAAUCUGAAACAGUAGACAGUGAGACAGUAAUACGUGCCAGAGGUUUGCCAUGGCAGUCUUCAGACCAAGAUAUUGCUCGUUUUUUCAAAGGACUCAACAUUGCCAAAGGUGGUGUGGCUCUCUGUCUAAAUGCUCAAGGAAGAAGAAACGGGGAGGCAUUGGUUCGGUUUGUCAACUCUGAACAGAGGGACCUUGCACUGGAAAGGCAUAAGCAUCACAUGGGUAGCAGAUACAUUGAGGUUUACAAAGCAACUGGGGAAGAAUUUUUAAAAAUUGCAGGAGGCACUUCCAAUGAAGUGGCCCAGUUCCUAUCUAAGGAGAAUCAAGUUAUCAUCCGGAUGAGAGGCCUUCCAUUCACUGCUACUCAGGAGGAUGUCUUGGGGUUCCUGGGGCCAGAGUGCCCAGUAACAGGAGGGAAAGAGGGACUUCUCUUUGUCAAGUACCCAGAUGGCAGGCCCACAGGAGAUGCAUUUGUGUUAUUUUCCUGUGAAGAAUAUGCACAGAAUGCACUUAAAAAGCACAAAGAAAUACUUGGGAAACGUUACAUUGAACUCUUCAGGAGCACAGCAGCAGAAGUCCAACAGGUGCUUAAUAGAUAUAUGUCCACACCUCUCAUUUCCACUCUUCCAACUCCCAUCAUUCCUGUCAUACCCCCACCAUACACCAUUGCCACGGGUAGCAUACGUGACUGUGUCCGACUCCGAGGCCUUCCUUACACCGCAGGCAUUGAUGACAUCCUGGAAUUCAUGGGAGACACCACAGCUGAUAUCAAGCCCCAUGGAGUUCACAUGGUCCUUAAUCAACAGGGACGACCAUCAGGUGAUGCUUUUAUCCAAAUGAAAUCUGCCGAUAAAGCCUUUAUGGUGGCUCAAAAAUGUCACAAAAAAAUGAUGAAGGACCGUUAUGUGGAAGUAUUCCAGUGUUCAGGAGAGGAGAUGAACUUUGUUUUAAUGGGUGGCACUUUAAAUCGUAGUGGCUUAUCCCCACCGCCAUGUAAGUUACCAUGUCUAUCUCCACCAGCUUAUGCUGCUUUCCAAACAGCAGCUGUGAUCCCAGCAGAGGCAGCGCUUUACCAGCCACAGGCCCUCUUGCCAACCACCAGGACUCCUCAGGCCUCCACAGCUGCUCCUCCAGCAGUUACCUACUACCCAGCUCAGGCUGCUCAACUUUAUAUGAAUUACACAGCUUACUAUCCCAGUCCUCCAGUAUCCCCUACCACAGUGGGGUACAUUGCAGCUGCUCCAGGAGCUGUAGCUGCUGCUGCCACUGCCACCCACACUCCGCUUCUGCCUCAGCCUGGAGCAUUAGUCCGUAUGCAGGGCUUGCCAUAUAACACAGGAAUGAAGGAGAUACUCAGUUUCUUCCAGGGGUACCAGCUCCAUGCAGAUUCCAUCCUUGUGUUUUACAACUUUAGUGGGCAGCCCAGUGGAGAGGCCUUGGUGACUUUUCCAAGCCUGGACCUAGCUAAGAAAGCAGUGGCUGAGAAAAACGGACAGCUCCUGGGAAACCACUGUGUAGAACUGUACCUGGUCUGACUAAACACUCUUUUGGGGCUGGGGAAAGAACGUUGCACUAGACACCGUGCCUUUUGCAAAAUAAGAAGUCUUCCCUUGCUGCCCAGGCAGCAGCAAAUGUGCCCUUUCAGCAUAAUGUGUUGGAAUGUAGAGUGGUACAUGUCUUGUGUUUUUUGAAAAAUGGUGUGUCCUAUGCCAAAGAUAAAGUGAAAGCAGAAAUGAUGCUGUUAAUGUACUGCAUUUCUAAUGUACUUGUUUAAAGCGAAGCAAACCUGCUCCUGGCAUCUAGUUGAUUUUGAAGACAAUCUAAUAGCACUUCAGCUAUCGUGGCCAUGGAGAAAGGAACCCGUUCAGUAGCAUUUGAAGUGGAAAGUGAAGCUGGAGUCAUUCAGAUUCUUCUGUGUUUAGUUUUUCAGCAUUUAGGCUUGACAAAGUACCUGGGUUUUUUUGUAGAGUUGAAAUGUCUAUAGAAAGGUCUUUUGGAAUGCAUAGCUUUCCUAGUUCAAAGCCUAGACCGUACUGAUAGAUU